UUAUUCUUUUCACUCCUCUUGUUUUUAUGUCACUUUUUAGUGCUUACUCUUCACUCCUUCUCCCCCCCACCCCCGCAAAAAAAAAAAAAAAAAAAAAACUUGCCUCCUCCUUGGCUUCUUCACUGGCCCUUUCGCGCACACACAAAAUAUAACAAUGUCGUUCUUGUUUUGAGUUUUUCUUGAUCUCAAAAAGUUGCUAUUUUUUUUACCUGCAUUGUUUCGUUUUGGUCGCCAUAUGAUUUAAUAGUAAAUGGGUUUUAUUGUUUGCUUCUGAGAAUGAGAAAAUUUGAUGGUACUGGAAUUUCUGCUAUGGAGUCUACUUUAACAGGUCUUGUUCUCGAUCCCACCAAAUUUAGCCAAUUGAGUUUGGAAGAGAAAAGACAAUUAGUGUAUGAAAUUUCUCAAUGCUCAGAAGAUGCGCCAAAGAUCUUGAGUUCAUUGACCAGAAGAGAACUUCUAGAGAUUAUAUGUGCUGAGAUGGGCGAAGAGAGAAAGUACUCUGGCUACACAAAAUUCAAAAUGAUAGAUCAACUUCUAAAGCUGGUUUCUUGUAAGUCCAGCACAAAUACUGGUUCUGGUUUCAAAAGGCAGCGAAAGCAAGAAAAUCAAUGUCAAACUUUGGUUCAGAAUGGUGAAGCUAAGUGGGAGAUGGAAAGCAAAACUCAAUUCCUACUCUGUCAUAAUUUGGCAUGUAGAGCUACUCUUGAGAGAGAGGACGUUUUCUGCAAAAGAUGUUGUUGCUGCAUUUGUCAUCAGUAUGAUGAUAAUAAAGACCCUAGUUUGUGGUUAACCUGUGAAUCUGAUUCUCCAGAUGAAAUUAAGCCAUGCGGAUUGUCAUGCCAUCUAAAAUGUGCACUUGAACACGAACAAUCCGGCAUUUUGAAGAAUUGCAUCAAUCAAAAACUAGAUGGAGAUUUCUACUGUGUUUCUUGUGGAAAAGUUAAUGGGUUGAUGAGAACCUUGAGAAAACAAUUGAUGACGGCGAAGGAGGCGAGAAGAGUUGAUGUGCUUUGUUUAAGAAUCUCUCUAAGCCGUAAGAUCCUGGAGAAAACUGAGAAAUACAAAGGACUGCUGAAACUUGUUGAAUUGGCUGUUGAGAUGCUGAAGAAUGAAGUAGGGCCUCUUGCACAGGCGUCAGAGAAGAUGGAUCGCAGAAUAGUGAACAGGCUUUCUUGUGGUACCGCAGUUCAGAAGCUGUGUGGUUCUGCAUUGGAAGCUUUUGAUUCCAUGCUUCCCAACCAAUACUUUAAUCCUAUGACAAAGGAAGAGCCUCCGAUGCCUUGCCGGAUGCAUUUUGAGGAGCAAUCUCCAUCUAAAAUAACCAUUGUCUUCAAAUAUGAUGAUCGUAUGCUGAAAGAACUAAUAGGCUUCAAAUUGUGGUAUCGAAAGUCCACUGCAGACGAAUAUCCAGAUGACGUAACUUUUAUUGCACUAAGCCCUGCGACGAGAUUUAAGCUGGACGGUCUUGAUCCUUCUACGCAGUAUUUCUGCAAGGUUUCUUUCUUCAGCAAGACAACGACUUUGGGGGUUCAGGAAGUAACAUGGGUAACACCUGCCUUGCACCCGAGCUGUAAGUCAGGUUUUGAUGAAGUACAAAGGGAGAGAGAAAAUGCUACUACAGAUAGUACAGUGAUGCAUGCCGAGUCAAUGAGUUCUACUGACAACAAACUAACAACUUAUGAUCCAAACGCCAUUGCAUUUCCUACAUCCCCUCUUUCGAAGAUGCUAAUUCCUUUAGCAAGUCCAGUUUCAAGUGCUCCGGCAACACCUUGCCAAACUGAUGGGUCAAAGGAAGCACAAUUGAGUGAUUACGAGUACUCUGUAGGAAUCAUCAGAAAGUUGGAGCAUGAAGGGCUGAUAGAAACAGAUUUCAGAGUGAAGUUCUUGACUUGGUUCAGCUUGAAAGCCACUACACAACAGAGAAAGGUAGUUAGAGUUUUCAUAGACACCUUUAUCGACGACCAUUCAAGUAUGGCGGGGCAACUUAUGGAUACGUUCAUGGAUGAGAUAUGCAGGGAGCAGAAAGUCGCCCAGCAUGAGCUCUGCAGUAGAUUCUGGCAUUAAACAAACAUCUACCUUCUGAAAUUAGCUAGGGAAAUACAAAGCACGUCGUUUUGAAAAUUUACACCGUCGAUUAUCCUACUAACCAAUCUUUGACAACUUAUGUUCUGAAUUUUUUUUCUUGUGAAUCGUAUCCACAAAUGUAAUCUCUAGAGAUAAUAGAGGGUUGAAUUUGUUUAGUUGUUAUUUAAGGAUAACAUUUCCAGAAUGACGGGAAACCUUCUUCAUGAUC
Nicotiana attenuata is the source of this 2293-nucleotide messenger RNA. Its product is annotated as VIN3-like protein 2. Gene Ontology annotation, biological process: vernalization response; epigenetic regulation of gene expression. Gene Ontology annotation, molecular function: protein binding. The transcript has 4 exons. Bases 277 to 2064 code for a protein of 595 amino acids. The record is from RefSeq and is a predicted model, not a curated record. Lineage: Eukaryota; Viridiplantae; Streptophyta; Magnoliopsida; Solanales; Solanaceae.